This is a messenger RNA of Anolis sagrei ordinatus, 7170 nucleotides long. Its product is annotated as heparan sulfate glucosamine 3-O-sulfotransferase 3B1-like. The record is from RefSeq and is a predicted model, not a curated record. Lineage: Eukaryota; Metazoa; Chordata; Lepidosauria; Squamata; Anolidae. Gene Ontology annotation, molecular function: [heparan sulfate]-glucosamine 3-sulfotransferase activity.
CCUAUUCGGAUCCCAAUCUGAAAGACCGACCCGACCCGCCUUCUUUUUCCCUCCCGCGAGCUCUCAUUCGCUCUGGAGACGUCACUCAAGCGGGGCGGCGCCUUUCCGCGAAGUUUUUGCCACAAUCAAGAGCUCCACGUGUGGCAGCCGCUGGAGCAGCCGGGCAGCGAGGAGGGGAGGCAAGGGAAGGAAAGGGAAGGGAAGGAAGGAGAGAGAGAGAGAGAUCCCAUAGAAAAGGGGACAGCCGUGGGGUCAGAGGAAUCCUUUCUCUUCCUGAGCGCGGAGCAAGAAAGGCCAGGGAAGACCCUCGAACAGGCGCAGAGGACUCCCUCGGAGCUGUCAUCCAAGGAGGGAGUGGGCCAGCCUUGGAGAUCGAUGCGCCCCAGUUCCGUCUCGGAUGCUCCCUGAGGAAGACGAGGAGGAGGAGGAGGAGGAGGGGGCGUAAGGGGGGAGCCUCGGGUGCUGAGCGGCCGAGCCGAGGGGCCAUGGGCGCCUAGCAUGGCCCGGGGAGGGGCGCCCCCCGCCUCCUCCUCCUCCUCCUCCUCCUCGCUUCCUGCUCCUCCACCUCCUCCGCUUGGUCUCCUUCCUCCGCUUGUGCUGCCUCCGCCGCCGCCUCCUCCUCCUCCCGGGCCGGAGCCCCUUCCCCGCCGCGCGCUCCGGAGGCUGCUCCUGCUCGUGGGCUCGCUCCUCAUGUCUCUCUACGGCAGCUACUGCCUGGCCGGGGCGGCGCGCCUCCUGUCUCGCGACCCGGUCCCCGUCCCGGUCCCGGUGGAGGAGGAGCCCUUCGGGGUGGCCCCGCUGCCCGGCGGGGAGGGCGCCAAGCGGCUCCCCCAGGCCGUGAUCAUCGGGGUCAAGAAGGGCGGGACAAGGGCGCUGCUCGAGUUCCUCAGGGUCCACCCCGACGUGCGGGCCGCCGGCGCCGAGCCCCACUUCUUCGACCGCAACUACGACCGGGGACUCGCCUGGUACAGGGAACUAAUGCCAAGAACUCUUGAUGGGCAGAUCACCAUGGAGAAAACACCCAGCUACUUUGUCACAAAGGAAGCACCUGCUCGCAUCUCUGCCAUGUCAAAGGACACCAAGCUCAUUGUAGUGGUGAGAGAUCCUGUUACCAGAGUCAUUUCUGACUACACACAAACACUCUCCAAGAAGCCUGACAUCCCCACCUUUGAGAGCCUGACCUUCAAAAACAGGACUACAAGUCUUAUCGAUACCUCCUGGAGUGCCAUCCAAAUUGGCAUUUAUGCCAAGCAUCUGGAAAAUUGGCUCCUGUAUUUCCCCAUUGGACAAAUCCUUUUUGUCAGUGGGGAGAGGCUGAUCAGUGACCCGGCUGGUGAGCUGGGUCGUGUCCAAGACUUCCUCGGUCUCAAGAGGAUCAUAACGGACAAACACUUCUACUUCAACAAGACCAAGGGUUUUCCCUGCCUAAAAAAGGCUGAAGGCAGCAGCAAGCCCCACUGCCUGGGCAAAACGAAAGGGCGGACCCAUCCCAGCAUUGACCAGAAAGUGGUCCAGCGACUGAGGGAAUUCUAUAGGCCCUUCAACAUGAAAUUCUAUCAGAUGACGGGACAUGACUUUGGCUGGGAUUGAGGCUGGAAAAUAUAAUUUAAACAAAUAAAAAGGAAAAGAAUAUAUUUUUGUACAUAUUAACAGAGAGGGGAAAUGAAUAUUUGUGCUAAUGUCUGGUGGCCCCAAUUACUAUCUUCAUUUGGAAGCAAAUACCACGAUUGUCUAUUUUUCUUGUUUGAAUUGUUCAAAAUUUACAAUAUACAAUCCAGAAGACUCUCAUUUGAGGUCUGGCUGAUGACACCAGUAUGUGGCCUAGACAAAUAUAUUUCCAGUUUUCUAUGUGACAUAUUUUCUUUUUUUUUUCUUAUUCAUUCAUUCAUUCAUUCAUUCAUUCAUUUCAUUCUUUCUUUUUUGAAAAAAGUUGUUUGGAAUCAUUCAUCACUUAGUCCCAAUGUCAGCACUCAGAUUUUUAAACAUGGCACAGCGUUGGUCCUAUUGUUAGCCACAUUAAUCAAAUCUGAGAAUAUUUUUGACUGAGUUUCAUGAUAUAAAUUAAAUAAAUACUUAACUGGUAGGCUGAAAUUAGGGAGCUCAAUGUUGAGAUCUAACUUAUCCGAUCUCUACCUAUUUUAAGAAGGCCAUUGUAGAAUCUUGUAUUAUGUGUCCAGGUUGCACCCAACACAAUCAGAAAUGGAAGUAAAGUUAGAGCAAAGUUAGGGGAAUGCUUUUUAAGACUAUGGACACAUCUAGGCUGACCAUGUAAUGUGAGACGAACGCAGCAGAAGCAAAUGUGCAGCCAAUCGAACAUAAAGCUUAGAGCCUGAGUUUAGGCCUGGGCAGUGCUUCUAUGCAUUGGAAAAUUCAGGUCCAACUCUGCUGUAGCAUCCACAGUAUCCACAGCUUCAUGGCCAUGGAGGAUUUAGGAUUUUGCUUUUCAGCUUCCCACUAUAGUGUAUGUGCAGAUUGCUGGAUCAUCUCUUCUUUGAUCAUUUUUGCCAUAUGAUGUGGUUUCCAUUGAUGGAUGCUAAUGCAAAUUACAGGGCCUAUUUUGGAGUAUCCCUGGUUUAAGGCCUCUAAAGCAUGUUUAUGUGUUUUUCAUGCCCUGUGUCAUUUGAACACUGCAUUUUUGGGGGAGAUACCUUCAAUACCCUUUAAGUGGUAAAUGCGGAUUUCCCCUAUGACUCCCAGAAUGCUCAAGCCAGCAUGAACAGAAAGCUCCACUGCAGAGUUAUAUUGUCUAAGGUUAAAUGCUGCUUCUUUGUUUGUACUACUAAGCUGAAGUACACCCUUGGGGUUGCGCCAUGAGGCAUUAACUGAAGAGUGGUGUGAGGCCUUGUCCAAACAUAUGACUCCAAACCUAUAUGUUUUCUCAAGGAAGAUCCAAUAUCCAGGCUAAUUAAGAUAAAGUAUCUUCAUUAUAGUUUGAAAGGCUUUUCAAAGCCUUCUUCCUCAACCCUUGUCUGAUCCACCUGUUGCUUCCAUAAAGCUUUAUAUUAGCUCAGAUUUUCUGUCCAGAGCCCAGUGACAGCUGAGUUGAGCUGAAGAGUCAACAGUAAGGAAAAGUAAGAAGGAGAGGAAGUCAUUUUCCUUGUCAUCUCCCCCACUCGAGUUUGAAAGGUCACGAGGUCAUCUUUAACCAAUACGCUCAGCCUUCUGUCUCUUCAGAAUGCUCUGUCUCUAGUCUUAAGCCCUUUCUGGCAGAAGUUUGUGCCAUAAAACAUCUGGGUAAACAUGUUAAAAUCACCUCAACAAAGAGAGAGGAAAGUAGCUAUAGGUCACUCGAGAAUGGAACAUAUGACAAAGCUGGCUUGCUGCAGGCUCAUGCCAACUCUCCUAUCAGAGGUCCCUCCAGGAGCUUGAUUUUGUCCAAAUACAGUGUGAUAUCCUAUUUAAUUGCUGAAGUUGCAGUUUUACCAAGUCUUUAACCUUCUCUGCCAAAGAGAGCAGUGGCUCACCAAAGUACCCCUCUCCCAUGAUUCCAUAACAUUGGUCCAUAGCAGUUAAAGUGGUGUCAGACUGCAUUAAUUCUACAGUGUAGAUGCCCCCAAGGCAUAGAAAGAAUGCUUUUAGAUUUUAUCAUCAAAAAAGUACUGUAUGAAUUGUCAUGUUCCAGGAACCUUUUUCAAAUGUUUCAUUUACACAAACACAUGUUUUUUGUGCAAAAAAAAAUGAUGGCUGCAAUCCUGCCCAUGAAUUACAACAUUGUAUCUUGGAUGUAUGAUCUUACUGCAAGAGAAUUCAGGCUUACUGUGGUUAACAACUCCCCAAUUGUACCUUUCCAGGCUGGCAACAUCACAGUCAAAGUGUUUCUGAAAAACUGCAGAUCCAGGCACUGUGAAAUGAUGUCUUCAGAAUUCUCUUAAGCCACUUCUACACUGCCCUGCAUCCCAGGAACUGAUACCAGAUUAUGUUUAUCCCAGAUUAAAUGGCAGUGGAGACUCACAUAAUCCAGUUCAAAGCAGAUAAUCUGGGAUCAGGUCCCAGGAUAUAGGGCUGUGUUGAUCCAGCCUUAGCUGCAGGAGCAAGUAGUUGUGGCAGGGCCCUGAGUAGAGUCUCCAGCUGUGUUUUCUGAAAGUAACCCAAACUGGCCAAGCGCUGCAAAUGCUAUUUCCCAAAAUCCCGUAGAGCUUCAAGUUGAAUCAAUAGGAUUGGUGUGUGUGACAUCAUCAGGUUUAAUUAUUAUGAUAGAGCUCUACCACAGUCACAACACUUGGCAAGGGAAUAUUUCAGGUAGCUUUUUGCACAAAAAUCCAUGCAUAAAUUGAGUUUUUUUGUAAAAUUUUCAGAAAAUGUCAUAAAAUAAAGAAGAGAAAUCCACAAGAAAAGAAUCCCUUUUUGUAGUCUUGUCUGUCUAGGAGAAAAAAAAUUCAUGCUUUUUAUGGGUAAGAAAAAAUACACAAAGAUUUACAUCCUAACUGAAGUAAAUACCAUGCUGCAGAUUACACAGGUGCUAAAUUCUACUCAUUAAAUAAAAAUUUAAAGUAAAAAAAUUCCCCAAUUUAAAGCAGUAGGUUGUUUCAUAAAUUAAAAAAUAAACUUUAGAAAGUUUUCAAAAAUUUGCAUGUAUAUUCUCCAGAAUCAUGUUGGUCUUAUAAGGUAUGAUAACUUUUUAUUACAUCCAAUUUAUGUUGUAGAACAAGUUACCCAGUGCCUCCUUCUGUAGUGACACAUAUACACUAAUGUGCAAUUCCAGCUGGAACAGUGGUUCCCAACAUGUGGUCCGUGAACCACCAGUGGUCUACAAGAACUAAAAUAUGAUCCACUGCUUCACCAUUACUACACCAUUGCAACGAGAACAACUGUUCUUGUGAAACCCUCUUAUAGUGAUGAGGCUUAUUAAAUAUGGUUUUCUGUGGGUAAGCAGAUGGCAACUACUGGGUGGCAUAUAUUCUGAAUUAGAAACUAGAGCUGAUGUGGUCUAUCCAAUACAAUUUUCUGAAUCAGCACCCCAAAUAACCAAACCAAAUCUAAGGUUGACCUAAAACUGAUUUGUAACCCUUCUGGUAUUAAUAUUGUAAAGUGGUCCCUCGUCAAAUUGGUCCCUGGUCAAAAAAAGGCUGGGGACCACCAAGCUAGAAGGUACCAGGAUACAUACCUACAUACAAUAUUUGGUCAAGGGCUGGGAGAGUCCUGGACAUUAUCUCGUUGCUGUUAUGCAGCUAUUCAGCUGCAGCUGGGUAGUGCCUUGAGAGUUUCAUCCUCCUAAUCAUGGAUUGACCAUGGGAAUGUAUCCUGGAGUAUUCAACAAGGUUUGCACAGCCAGUGAUAAUAUGAACCCCGUGGAAUUAUGUUGGCAUUGAUUUCCACUCCCCUGAAACUGGAUUUUGGCCUAUGUUUCCUUCUAAUCUGCUUGCAGGAACUGAUAUGAGUGGCAAUUCAAGCCAAUUGAUUUUCAGUCAUUCCUCUGCUAGAAAGGGACAGCUCAAUCCCAGUCAAUUGGAUCUUUAUCAGUUUCUGCAGUCUUGUAAGACAUGAAAAAUGUUAUCUGCAUCACAGGCAUAAUGUUAUGUUUGGCCAUUCGCCUGACCACCAUGUGUCCAAUGUCAUACAGUGAUUUGGUGGCAGAACAAUUUGUAGAUCAAUUGCCACAGUGGACUCACAACAAUAACCUUUUCAUUUCCGCUAACCUUUGUUACACUGCUUCCAAGUCCACAAAUGGAGCCUGCACUUUGAUCUUUAUUGCACAUUCACUUCAGUUGACUCUUUGUUUCCCGUGUCUCUGUGCUGUUUACUCAUAAUAUAAGGUGAAAGAGUCUUAUUGUAAGGGAUAACUUCAGACAGGAGCAACAAAUCCUCUUUGCAUCCAGGACUUCACCCACUGCUCCCUUGCCACAGUGUCAGAUGGAGCAACCCACUGUAUUCCGUGCACUCUUCCUCUUGUAUUUUAUGCACUUUUAAAUAUUACAAUAUGACCCAGUACAUCCACGAACAGGGUGGCCACUGAAAUAAUGGCCUCUUCAUGUUCAGUUUGACCAUACAUUGUUUUAAAACAAUUUCUUCAAAAAUAUCCAAGCAGUAUAAAAUUGGUAUGAACCAAGCACAUUGGGAAGGCAUAUGUUGAUUUCUUUCUUAUUUGUACAGGAUAACACAGCAAAAAGAAUUUGAAACAUAGGGAUUCUUAAUGGAGAUUUAAAGCUUCUUUCUAAUAAUGAAUGAAUCUAUAUAUCUUUUUAAAGUCAAGGAAGGAUCCAGUUCACAACGAGCUAAGAAAAGUCUAGUUUAGUUAUUCUAUGAUCAUGACUUGUUGGGCUUUGGUUAAUGGUUUGGGCACCUUGAAACUCUGGUCCCUGUAAAUGACUUGACAAUGAAAUGUUCUGAAAUGGAAGAUUUCCAUUAUGUUUUGCAGAGUAGAUGAAGCCAUCAAAUGAUCAGAAAUAAAUCUCCAUAGGGGAACAACCCCCAACACACCACAGUAUGCAUGAACAAUACCUAGAAUAAUUGCAACAGACUAACAGUUUCAUUCAAAUAACAUACUGAUUCACAAUCUCUAGAUCUGCAUAAUUUCCUUUUAUGCGGGGCUUAAAACAGAGCUUUGAUGCGAGUGGGAUUUACUCUGACCCUGUAAAGGGCUAUUUCAUAGGAACUAACCAUAAUCUGUUUUCUGUGUACUGUAAAUUCUAAUUAUACUCAAAGUCUAAAGGAGAAAAUUAUUCCAAAGCAUUAUUUCUUGCCACAAUAGAUAAAAAAUAAACUCAUAAACUAGUUCCUAAAUACAUUUAAAAGCCAGGCUGUCAAAGGAGUUGAUGAAUGGAUGUCUUACCUUUAGUGUAACUGGCUUAAUAAAUAUAAAUGGAUAGAACAUCAGUUUAUACCUUGUUGAUUUUAUAGUUUCUAUUCAUGAGCAUACCGUCUAAAGUUUAUCUAUUUUAACUAGUUAUUACUUCUUCUUUUCUAUUCAGCAUAUAAGAUAUACCAUGUAAGGCCUGCCAGGAAAGAUAUCCAUGCUAUUAUUAUUAUUAUUAUUAUUAUUAUUAUUAUUAUUAUUAUUAUUAUUAUUAUUGGGUCUUCUUUUCUUUGUACAUACUGUUUCAUGUUAUUUCUUUGUGUUGUAAUCCUCUCAGUUCUUCACUUUGAUGCUAUUUCUGUAAGAGCUGAAAUACUUUUUAAUGUAACUUAAGGCUGGAAAAGCACACAUUUUAAUAAAGUUUACGGGUACUGAGA